GACCGCUAACAUUGUAGUCGUGUUGCGCAGAUUAUCAAAUCGUUAAGUAUUGAUGGGAUUUCAGCCAUGUUAAACACUGCUCCCAUGUUUUAAGAGAUCUGAUACACACCUGAAUGGUCUCAGGUCCCCACAAAUGCGGUCGUGUCUUCACGAUGUGAUAAUUUGCUGAACAGGGUUAAAAUGUAGUUAGCUAGUCUGGAACGACACCGAAGACUGUCAGACUGGACCAGCCCGAAACCGGGUGCGCGCUAACGCUCGUGCUUCUUCAGUCUCACUGGCACACUAGACUAAGGCAUCACCGUCGUCAGUGUAGCAAAGAAUUUGGAAUACAGUAGCUGCGGCAAAACAUUUCAUUUCGAGAAUUUGCAUUUGAGAUGGGAUCCUCCGUGAUGGAGGAUAAGGAUGAGACCUGCACAGAGCACCUAUACUGCUGUGGUGCUGUCACAGAAGUCCUCAAAUUCGGCACCCGUAACCUACAAUCUGGCAAUCUCCCUAAAGUGCUUUUUCUCAUCAUUCCAGGUAACCCAGGUGUGGUUGGCUUCUACAAGACCUUCAUGCAGACGCUUCACCAGACGUUGGGCCGGCGCUACCCUGUGUGGGCAGUGAGCCAUGCUGGCCACUGUGUGCCUCCUGAUACUAUGGACAUGAUUGAAGACCCAUCAGUGACGGCAGCGGGGGACGUGUUUGGUCUGAACGGGCAGAUAGAGCACAAGCUCGCCUUCCUUAGGGAGCACGUUCCCAGGGACACUCGCCUGGCCCUGGUGGGCCACUCCAUCGGCUGCUACCUCAUCCUGGAGAUGAUGAAGAGGGAUCCUGAGCUGCAGGUGGUGAAGUCAGUGAUGCUGUUCCCCACCAUCGAGCGCAUGGCGGUGACACCUCAGGGAAGGGUCAUGACCCCGGUGCUGUGCCGCCUGCGCUAUGUGGCCUACCUGCCCAUCUUCCUCCUCUCUCUUCUACCUGACGUACUCAAGGCCUUCAUGGUGAAGCUGGUCUUGGGAGGGCUGCGUUCACUGGACCACUCGACCGUGCCGCCUACUGUUAGCCUCAUUAAUGUUGACACCGCUGCCAAUGCUAUGUACAUGGGGAGUCAAGAGAUGUUGGAAGUUCUGGAGAGAGACAACUUAACCAUCAAUCAAAACCUUGACAAGCUUGUGUUUUACUAUGGAGCCAGUGACCACUGGUGCCCUGUGCAGUAUUAUCAGGAGAUCAAGAGGGACUUUCCAGAAGGAGACAUCAGACUGUGUAGUCAAGGAAUUCGUCAUGCCUUCGUCUUGGACGCAGGAAAGGAAGUGGCUGGUAUGAUCUUUGAAUGGAUCCGCGGUGAUUUGCAAACAUGGGGCUAGUUUCAAAUACGCUCCAAGCAGCAUGACAGUGCGACCGUGAUUUAAAGAAAUUGUCAUCGAAAUAUCAAUUGGAUAAUGAUAUUGUAGGUUUAUGUUACCUAAAUUAAUUUAAAACUUUUAAGGAGUGAUGACAUCUGGUAGUGAAAGAAUUAAGAUAUUUGUCCAAAAUCAUUGUCAAAGCUCUUUAAGCACUAAACUAGUUCCCUAGGCUAUAACGUGUGAUUAUAGCCACUACAGUACCAUCACUGCCUUAUAGUUACAGAGAUACAGUGGCUUGCGAAAGUAUUCACCCCCUUGGCAUUUUUCCUAUUUUGUUGCCUUA
Molecule: messenger RNA, 1665 nt
Organism: Coregonus clupeaformis (lake whitefish)
Lineage: Eukaryota; Metazoa; Chordata; Actinopteri; Salmoniformes; Salmonidae
Gene: ldah
Product: lipid droplet associated hydrolase
Exons: 7
Coding region: 375-1343 (322 amino acids)
Biological process (GO): lipid storage
Cellular component (GO): lipid droplet
Molecular function (GO): lipase activity
Source: RefSeq, a predicted model, not a curated record